Molecule: messenger RNA, 2238 nt
Organism: Carassius gibelio (silver crucian carp)
Lineage: Eukaryota; Metazoa; Chordata; Actinopteri; Cypriniformes; Cyprinidae
Product: proline-rich protein PRCC-like
Exons: 6
Coding region: 372-1526 (384 amino acids)
Cellular component (GO): nucleus
Source: RefSeq, a predicted model, not a curated record
GGAUGUUGAGGUUGUACUUCACGAUGGUGGAAGAAAGAAACUGUUUACGGAUCUAAUGGUUAGAGAGGAAUGGUUUAUAAUUAUUAACAGUUAUCACUUGUUUGUUUAGACUAAUAUAUUUACGUUGUUUGCGUUUUGCAGGGACAAUAUUAAUUUUGAAACUGCAUUUCUUAUGCACGCGUUGAAUUAUCUGGAGGCGAAUUUUUCAUUGAUGUUGAGAUCUGACAUUUAUUAUAUAUUUACACACAAUAUAAAUCUGGGCGUACAGGAGGAUUUGAGAUCAGUGGAGCUGCUUUGAUGAAAGUGAUGCAAAAGUAGCUCGUCAGCGAUACUUUCGUCUGAACUGAAGUGAACGGCUCUGAUCGGUGGAGAUGUCUCUGGUCGCGUACGACAGCAGCGACGACAGUGACCGCGAUGAUCGCGAUGAACGCCCGGCUUCAGCGCCUCGCCCCCCGGGGAAGAUCGCAGGACUCUUCGCGUCUCUGCCCGCGCCCAGAAUAUCAGCUCCUCAACACAAGAGGAUGACUAUGGAUCUGCCCAAAGCCAAGAAACGCACAGAGCCCGUUAAAAUCACCGUUCCUGUUAUAAAACCAGCAGAUUCUGACUCUGAUGAAGACGAGCCCGUGCGAAAGAAAUCCGCUCCUCAGGGAGGUGGUGGUCUGUCCUCUCUGCUGCCCCAGCCUAAGAAUCUGGUGAUGAAGGAGACCGCGCGGCCCUUGCUGCCACACACCCUAACCAAACGUCCCGGGUCAGAUAAGCCGAAGGUGACCCCAGCAAAGUCCCAGGCUCUUUCUGGAAGCAGCCCGUCCCCGUCUGCCAUCAAAGCGGCUGCAAAGUCUGCGGCGCUGCAGCUAGCCAAACAAAUGGCCGCGGAUGAAGAGGGAAGUGACGAUGAACUCGCUCCAGAGAACUACUUUUCCCUUCCGGAAAGCUCAGCACAGCAUGUGAUGUCUCAAAACCCCCAUUCUCAGCAGUACGUUCCCUCUCUGCACCCUCUGCCCGGUGUGGAGGACACCCCACUGGACUUUGUUCCUAACGCAGACAGUAGAUCAGUUGGAGCCAUGCAAGACUAUGAGAGCGGAGAAUAUCAACCUCAGUAUCCUGCAAAUCCACUGCCAGAGACCUCUCCACAGGAUUACUAUGGUGAAGGAUAUUUCCCAGACCCGAACCCUGCGGCUGAUGACCAAGAGGAUUCAGGAUCCUCUUCAUUAUUCAAUGAUGAAGCAUUUCGGCGGCUACAGGGCAAACAGAAUCGUGGAAGAGAAGAAAUCAAGUUCUUGGAGAUCAAAGGAGACGAUCAGCUGAGUGGCAAUAAGCAAUGGCUGACAAAGAACAUGACGGCAGAGGCAGAGCCCCGCAAGUCCUUCAGCAAGAAAAAAGGAGAUCAGCCAACAGGACAACAGAGACGCAAGCACCAAAUCACUUAUCUGAUUCAUCAGGCCAAGGAACGCGAGCUGGAACUCAAGAACAACUGGGCUGACAACAAGUUAACUCGACGACAAACGCAAGCCAAGUAUGGAUUCUGAUGGACUGGAUAUCAAGAUGUUGUGCACACCUCUACCUAAUGUCACGCAGAUUUUGUCAGAGACUGCAGCCAAUCCUGAAAUGUCAUCGUUUUUGCCAGCUUCUAGAGUAAUACCAGUUUGUAUUGUUUCGAUAAGGAGCUGAGGACUUUGGCUGCUAUUAUAAUGUUUAAGAUUUCUCCCAGUUGUCUACCUAAUAUUAUCUUUCCAUUUGAACUACAUUGUUUUUUUUUGGGUAACAUAAUAUUAGCUGUUGUUGGUUCACAUGAUUUAUUUGUUUAUUAAAUGAUUAAGAUGUGUUGACUUGGGAAGGUCUUGUCUUCCACACUGCCACCGUGAGCAGUUGUGUAUAUAUAUAUAUAUAUAUAUAUAUAUAUAUAUAUAUAUAUAUAUAUAAGAUUGAAAAGGUGACAGAAACUGGAAACGCUUUACAAUAAGGUUCUUUGUUAACAUUAGUUAAUGCGAUGUGUUAUGAUUUUUUUAUAGCAUUUUUUCAUUUUGGUCAGUGUUGGUAUAGAAAUACUGUUUAUUGUUAGUUGAAAAUGCAUUAAUUAAUGUUAAUGUAUACAAAAUUAAUAUUGGAUGUUAAUGUAUACAAUCUUAUUGUAAAGUACUGCAAAAAAACAACUGCUUGUUUUCAUAUUAUGAAUGUCGAUUCUUAAUUGUAGAACCAUGAAUAAAGUAUAACAACUUCACUGCAACUGUAGAAAAUAUA